AUGGUCGAUCUGUUGAUUUCCCUGUUAGUACUUGUGCUGCUCGGCUUUGCUUUGGUUGCUACCCUGCUCGUGCUGCGCCGCAAGCGGCGCAACCGCGGCAUGGACUCCGAGCUUCCUGUACAUAAUGGGCAGUGCGUGCCCACCCACCGCCGUCUCACCAUCACGGCGAGUCCCUAUGGAAAGACAGAGUCUGUCCUUGUAUAUGAUGAAAAGCGCAGCCUCGUCGAGAAUUCGUCCAGCCCCCCCUCGAGCCCUGUCCCGGAGAUCCGCAUCACCUUCCCCGAAGAGGAGGAUGAGGGUGGCAAGCGCAAGUCGGGCCGCAUGGUGGUUGUGAGAAUCAGCGAUGCGGGCAGUGUGGGCUUGGAGCCCUGCAACGAGGAGCUGCCCCCAUACCAGUCGAGCGAUGCUGACCGAUUCCACUCUCUGGACCUCGAGCGCAUGGGGGGUCUGAAGGAGAAGGAGGAUCUGAAGAGAUGGUCCUAG
Messenger RNA from Penicilliopsis zonata CBS 506.65, 483 nucleotides. RefSeq lists its product as hypothetical. The record is from RefSeq and is a predicted model, not a curated record. Lineage: Eukaryota; Fungi; Ascomycota; Eurotiomycetes; Eurotiales; Aspergillaceae. The coding region runs from base 1 to 483 and encodes 160 amino acids. The transcript has a single exon.